AUGACAUAUAAUGUUGAUAUGCGUGGUGAAGUAGCGUUGUUAACUAGAAAUAUUCAAAUAGAGGGUGAAAUGGAAGAACGUUGUUACAUCAGUAAUGGUAACUGCAAUAACUUCCUUUACGAUACAUUUGGUGGACAUUUAAAGUUUGUCAGAGGAUUUGAAAACGUCCAUUUAGAAGGAGUGGAGUUGUAUCACAUGGGGCAACAAACUGAGAAAGUUUUAUCUAUUAGAAUAACGACUUUGGGAUUCUUCAUAGGAUACUAUCCAGUACAUUUCCACAUGUGUCAUGACGUUGAUGGAGUUGGAAAUUACAGUCAUCCACCGUACUUCCGUGACAGUACCGUCCAUCACUCAUUCUCCCGGUGUGUCACUGUCCAUGGUACAAGUGGGGUCACGGUUCAAGACAAUGUAUGCUACGAUAGUUUGGGACACUCCUAUUUCUUAGAAGAUGGUGGUGAGAAAAGAAACUUGCUUGAUGGAAAUAUUGGACUGUCCACAAAGAAAGGAAAGAUUCUGAAAAGCGAUAGCCGCCCAGCGACCUAUUGGAUGACCAACCCUAUCAAUAGUCUUAGGAAUAAUGUAGCUGCUGGUAGCGAGGCGUACGGAAUAUGGUACGUGUUUCCUGAUGAGCCGUAUGGACCUUCAUUUGGAAAAGAUUUUAUGCAGAAAUACGAAGCGAUGCAUACACCGAUUCUAGAAUUUGAUAAUAAUGUAGCACAUUCAAACGAGGACACUGGUUUGUUUGCCGAUAACAAAGUUCUACAGUCAUCAGAUGCUACUGGUAGUAACGAGUAUUCACCACGCAUAUACCCAAUGGAUCCCAAUUCUCCACCAGCUUCUGUUAACUUUACCAGACCUACACUUUACAAGAACAGAAGAGGAAAUAUGUUUUUAAGAGGAGGGUGGUUAAGAGUAGAUAGAGGCUCAUUUGCUGACAGUUCAGUAGGAGCCACAUUUGCUAAAUCAGAUGAUCAGCAACAAUUCCUGUAUAAUUCGGUGUUUUUGGGAGAGUCUAAAAAUAUUGGCGAACCGCAUAUUGGAAUGUCAAGAUCCUUACCCGAUCCUGACAAUAUUCAUACACAUAUUGAAGGAUUUUCAUUCUAUGAUGGACCUGUAUACGUAGAAAACAGCUGGUUCUCAAAUUUUAUCCGCCAUCAUCUCUAUCCAGUGGGAGCUGUGGGUUUCAAUCGAAAUGAUCAAAACCCAUCGUCUGCUGUCAGUUCAGUGAUGGGCGUCAAAUUCGGAUUCGAUGAUGAUGCACAAGGUAACCGAGUAUAUCAUACAGACACUUCAAUAUCUGGAUUCUCUGAUCAUGAUGGUGAUGACGUAGCUACAGUCAGAGAUAUUGAUGGCAGUUUAACUGGUUAUGUUGGAUCACAGUUAGUCAGACCGACUGAUUUCAAUAUAAAUGCCGGAUGUUACGUCCGUACCAACUGGAACAUGGCUAUAUGUCCACAGUCUUAUGGCAAGCUAACAAUCCAAUUAGAAAGCGAAGCAGACAGAGGAAAAACGUCGCCUUUCGCUGUAAGAGAUGACAAACCAACGGUUAAAGAAACUCGAGAUUCGACACAUCCUGCUCAGUUCUUAACAAUACUUGGUGGAGACUACAGCUACACAAUCAAUUGGUCAAACUACGUACCUCAUCAAUUUUCAAUCAGAGGAGAAGGCAUUGAACACGGUAAAUGGGUGCGUUUUGGGGUCUGCUUACCAAGAGAUGUCAUGAUUGAUAUCACUUCCUACAAGCCAAAGUAUCUAGGUAGUAUUCACGAUUGGACUUUAACGCAGACUCUAGAUGAUUUGGAAGCAGACACAGUUGGUGAUAAAUACUUUUGGGAUUCCUAUGUUGGAUUAUUGUUCUUCAAAUUUAUGAAUUACAAUACCAGAACAAUAAAUGACACAACAGAAUGUCCGGGUUCUGGUUGCCCUGAAAUAAAAAUAACUGUUACCGGUGGCAACACAUUGGACGCUGAUUGUACUCAAAGAGCUUACAAUGGGGCCUACAACAGAAAUGCACCGACAGAGAAAGUAGUUCUAAAACAAAUCGAUCUACCUGCUUCUCUUGCCGCUCCUACUUCCUCAAUGGGAGCUGGAGAAACUCGACCGUUUGGUACAAGGCGUACAUUAGAUGGAAAAUUCGGAAGAUGGACAGAUUGGACACCUUGCUCCAAAAAUUGUUUAGGGGAAAAUCAAUAUAGAUACAGAUCAUGUAACCAGCCGAUACCCCAGAAUGGUGGUAGAAACUGUGUUGGAAACGCAGUGGACUCUAGAAAGUGUGACCAAAGAAAAUGCACAAGACGUGAUGGAAGGUCGAUUUUUAGACGAUGGAGUCGAUGUCGAAGAACAGGAGGUCGUCAUGGGGUCCAGACAAGAAGACGAAGAUUAAGAAGAAAUGAAGAAGUUCGACCCCGCUAACGUUGUUAAUGAAUAAUGUAUACAGUGUAUUAAAACGUACCUUUAAUGAUU
Messenger RNA from Lottia gigantea (owl limpet), 2463 nucleotides. RefSeq lists its product as hypothetical. The transcript is spliced from 19 exons. Bases 1 to 2412 code for a protein of 803 amino acids. NCBI's taxonomy places the organism in Eukaryota, Metazoa, Mollusca, Gastropoda, Lottiidae. The record is from RefSeq and is a predicted model, not a curated record.